Grus americana (Whooping crane) is the source of this 761-nucleotide messenger RNA. RefSeq names its product histone H2A-IV. Gene Ontology annotation, cellular component: nucleosome. The transcript has a single exon. The record is from RefSeq and is a predicted model, not a curated record. The coding region runs from base 22 to 411 and encodes 129 amino acids. Gene Ontology annotation, molecular function: protein heterodimerization activity; structural constituent of chromatin; DNA binding. Lineage: Eukaryota; Metazoa; Chordata; Aves; Gruiformes; Gruidae.
UCAGUUCGCUGAGUCGCUGCCAUGUCGGGCCGCGGGAAGCAGGGCGGGAAGGCGCGCGCCAAGGCCAAGUCGCGCUCGUCGCGGGCCGGGCUGCAGUUCCCCGUGGGCCGCGUGCACCGCCUGCUGCGCAAGGGCAACUACGCGGAGCGGGUGGGCGCCGGCGCCCCGGUGUACCUGGCGGCCGUGCUGGAGUACCUGACGGCCGAGAUCCUGGAGCUGGCGGGCAACGCGGCCCGCGACAACAAGAAGACGCGCAUCAUCCCCCGGCACCUGCAGCUGGCCAUCCGCAACGACGAGGAGCUCAACAAGCUGCUGGGCAAGGUGACCAUCGCGCAGGGCGGGGUGCUGCCCAACAUCCAGGCCGUGCUGCUGCCCAAGAAGACCGACAGCCACAAGGCUAAAGCCAAGUGAACGCAUCUAAGACUAAUCAAAAGAAAAAAAAAAGGACAAAAAAGGCUCUUUUCAGAGCCACUCACAAUGAUCAUAAAGGGUUGAGUUGCUCUCUGCGGUUUCGGUUUCUCUGAUGAAUGCAAGCCGAAUCAUGUACGCCGUUUGUUUGGUUUUUUUGGACUGUGCGUGCCUCUGCUAUGCUACUCUCCCUUCCUGCCUAUUUUUUAAAAGGAGGUUGCUUUUUUGUUAAUACUAAAUGUUACUUAAAAAAUUGUGCUGAUCUACUGAGGUAUUUAAUUUAGUUGUUUGUUGCCUUUUAUAACUUUUUCCUAUUUUAAUAAAAUAUGCUUUGAGAAAGUGUGCACUUUUAA